This is a messenger RNA of Zasmidium cellare ATCC 36951, 1446 nucleotides long. RefSeq lists its product as uncharacterized. Bases 1 to 1446 code for a protein of 481 amino acids. Gene Ontology annotation, molecular function: protein binding. Lineage: Eukaryota; Fungi; Ascomycota; Dothideomycetes; Mycosphaerellales; Mycosphaerellaceae. The transcript has 3 exons. The record is from RefSeq and is a predicted model, not a curated record.
AUGGUCUUCUCCAAGCUCGCCCUCGCCAGCCUUCUGGCUUUGGCUACCGCUGCACCAAAAGACACCCCAACCAAGCGGCAGAUCUCGCUGCCCCCUCUCAUUCCUUCUAUUCCCGGUGUGACGGAGCCCCUUUCCAGCAAUGCUCCCCCUCUCCCCAUCCUCCAACUGCCUACCCCGCCGCUCCCUGAAGUGCCCUACACUCCAAGCAACAUCAAGCCAAAAAAGAUCGGCUACUUCUGGACGGGCUCGGGAGACAACCAGCACGCCGACUUUCUCGCCUCGUUCAGCUUGGACGAUGACACCUUUGGCACUCUGCUGCGUCUAGUUUCGGUGCCAACGUCUGGCAACAGCCCGCAUCAUCUCGGUGUCUCUUCUGAUGGAAAGACGCUCUGGGCUGGCGGUCUCCUGUCGCUCCUAAAGACCCAAGACACCGGAUUCUAUUUCGACGUCAGCAACCCAUACGAGCCAAAGUUUUUGAAGAGUGAUCGAGCUCUCCUCGCCUCUAUCUCCGACGAUGUGGUUGCAAAGCCUGACGGGGGUUUCUUCUUCACCUAUAUGGGCUCUGCAGUCGGAACUUCUCCAGGUCGCCUCAUUGAGACCGACGCAGAUUACAACAUCAUCCACCAGUGGCCAGAAGAUGUCCCCGGCGUGCUGAGUGUGCUCGACAGCCAGUUCUCGCCCCACGGCCUCGCCGUCGACUAUGAUAACGGCUACAUCUAUACUUCUGACUUCGUCAUUCCAAUCACCGUUCUGAAGCCAAGUGCCGGCAUCGUUGGAGGACACAGUGUCCGCCUGUGGGACCUCAACACCCGGACUAUUCUCAAUAGCGUUCAGAUCCCGAACGGCGGUGGGAUUCAGGAUGUCAAGCUCAUCCCAGGAAAUAAGGAGGGUGCUGCGGUAGCGACUGCGGUGGGACUCGGUCAGAUCUGGAUCAUCUACCCAAAGCGCACCGACCCCGUCUCUGGCAAGCCUGGUGUGGCAGAGCUUCUCUUCGAUCUGGGGGAGAAGGCUCGCAACACCGUCGCCAUUUUCUCCGCCAUUACCAGCGACGGCAAAUACAUGUAUGUCACCGCCACGACUGCCAACCACGUCUACCAGCUCGACAUCUCCGAUCUCGACAACGUCAAACGACUGGAUUCCGACAGUGAGGUUCAGCCGAUUGUCGGUCCUCAUUACCUGAAGAUCACUCCAGACCAGAAAAAUGUUGUCAUUACCGAUUACUUUGUUCAGACUGGCGACAUUGGCAUCCUCAACACUCCCUCGGACUACGUCGCUCAGUACAUCGAUAUUCUCGACGACGGCCGCCUCAGCUUCAACCGCUCCAUCAACUUCCCACAGGUCUUUUCGAACCGCGGCGGCGCCAGGCCGCACUCUACUGUUGUCUUUGAUUUGACGGACCCAGCCAAUCCCAAGUACGACACUGGAGCAUACCCGGGCGCGCCAUGA